Messenger RNA from Aspergillus glaucus CBS 516.65, 3126 nucleotides. RefSeq lists its product as uncharacterized. Bases 101 to 3040 code for a protein of 979 amino acids. NCBI's taxonomy places the organism in Eukaryota, Fungi, Ascomycota, Eurotiomycetes, Eurotiales, Aspergillaceae. The record is from RefSeq and is a predicted model, not a curated record. The transcript is spliced from 4 exons.
ACCCCUAUGGACCUACGGCUGUUCUUCAGCAUCAGAGCCUGUGCAAGACGACUCAAAACUCAAGACUGCUUUUGUAUUCCGACAAAUACUGUGCGGGACCAUGGCAAGAAACAUGUCAACACCAGCUUCCACCAGCACGUCUGCGGAUACUACGAGGCUCGUGCAGUUCAAGUCGGUCUUGGUACAGCUGACUUUGGACUGGGACACUCUGGAAAUGGCCAUCAAGGCAGCAAUCGCGCCUGCCGCGCUCGUGUGUAUGAUUGAAGUGGACGCAUAUAUCAAUUAUUUCACCACAAAUGCUUACUUGGCUGCGAUCAUGGCGGCGUCUGCGCUGCCGUCUCUACCGCAGGCAAAGCUUAUCGAGUACAACCUCCAACUCGCAUUUGCCACGGUCGUGACAUACUGCUGGGCAUUGCUUGCCGGCUGGUCUUCACUGCAGGCCAGGAAACACACUACAUAUAGCAGUGGGGAGCUGGCAGCCUACAACUCCUCAGCUGAAGCCGUGGUCGCCAUUUUCCUGAUAUUUAUCAUCUGGUGUGUGUUUACCCUAAAGUCUGCCUAUCCUUCUUGGAACCUCCAAUGCACCUUGGCUGGCAUCUAUGCUGUUGCGGCAAUGCCUGCUGUUGCUCAAGUUACUACUAUAACGCAAGUCAUUGCUAGUACCACCAAAGUCUUGGAGGCUUUUCUGGCAGGGCAGGCCGCCGGCUUCAUCACUGGCCUUGUCAUAUUCCCGACGAGUUGCAGAGGGGUAUUCAAAAGGGACGUAAAGGCCGUUCUUGAUGCGUUGGCCGCUAUUAUGCGGGCUCAAGGAAAAUGCAUGGACGAUUUUAGGUCAAACGAGAUAUCUGCAGAAGGCGAAGCAGAAAGGAGCUCAUCUGUCCGUCAACUUGAAGAGGCUCAGCAACGGUUCAUAAAUUCCAUUGUUAAGGCUCGUAAAGACGUCAAGUACGCAGAGCGUGAGGUAUCUUGGGAUCGUCUUGUUGGCUCAGACCUGGAGUAUAUUGCCUCGUUGUUGGUCGACCUAAUUCCACCUGCGUCCGGUUUAAGCUCCACAGCACACAUGCUGCAGCUGGCUGCAGAAGGCUGCCAUUCGCACAAUGGUGCCAAUGCGACAAAUGGCCGUGAUGCGGGAAAUGACACCUCGGAUGACGAGAAAGACUGGCAUGACCUUGAAGUAGCAAUGCAUCAGCAUUCACUCAGGAUAUCCGAGGCAAUCAUGGACGGGGCAGAGCACGGCAAACUCAGAUUGGAUCGGACCCUGGGCUGUUCUUUGCUUGGCAGGGUUCGUGCGAAAGAGACUGACGAAGAGCGCCGGGGGAGCUCCAUGAUUCCGGGAACAGCCAGCUUUCUCAGCUCUUACCGUGACGUCUUCUCCAGCUCUAGUGUUCCGGAUCAGCAGGACCACGGCGCUAGAGAAGAGCAGCUGCUCUACAAUUACAUACGGAACAGACCACAAGUUGAAUAUUGGGAUCACGCCGCGCCUGAGGCGUAUUCCAAUACCCUGCGCUAUUUCCUGUUACUCCAUUUUCAAACCCUGCUUUCGUCUCUUGGAAACGAACUACUCCAACUCCUGGUUUUCCUCGAGGAAUGCAAUACGAAACCCAAGCGCCUACGCCUUCCUCGUGCAAGUAGCCUUGUUCGCUUCAUCCUCUGGCCCAAAACAAUGGUCCGCCCACAAUUGUGCCGGCAAGAGAGUGCCGACGCUGAAGCGGAUGUUAAACUUGGCCCUGCAUUCUAUAAUCAAAGGGACCCUGACCAUCUCCCACCUGUCAACCUGGUUCAGUCUGUUGGAGACAGGAUUCGCAAAAUCAGCUCCGCCCUGCGCACCGAUCAUGCUGCCUAUGGUCUUCGAGGCGUCUGUGCCAUAAUGACCAUCGCUAUCAUCUCCUUCCUCCAUGACUCGCAGACCUUCUACUUCGAACACCAAUUUCUCUGGGCCAUGUUUGCCAUUUUACUCUCCAUGGGCCGCACUGCUGGAUCGUCGACCUUUCUUUUAUUGUGCCGCAUACUGGGGACAAUCCUUUCCAUGAUAGCCUGCUACCUCAUCUGGUACAUUCCCGAUCAAAAAACCCCGGGGAUUCUGGUUUUCCUCUGGCUUUGGUUCACCGUCAUUGGCUACUUCUUUGUUCGGUUCCCAGGUUUUUCCAGUAUAUGGUUCGUAGCCCUCAUAGCCGCAAUCGUUAUGAUAGCCAGUGAGCUUCAAGAUCGCCAACUGGGGCAAGAAACCGUCUCAAAAGCCGGACUUGUGGUCUACGCGCCAUAUAUAAUCUUCCCCUACCGACUUGCUGUCGUAACUAUUGGUGUCCUUAUUGGGUACUUCUGGACAAUUAUCCCAUAUCCACUGUCCGAACACUAUGAGCUCCGCCAGGACGUUGCAAAGUCCAUGUACAUGCUCGCCAACUUCUACACGUGCAUCCGCCAAAUAAUCUUUGCCCGUAUUCACGGCACUGCCGGCAAUCCCAGUGAUAAGGCCAGCCCUGGCUUCCACCUGCAAGGGGCUCGCCGCUGUGUCUUCCACCAAUACCAGACACUGGUGAGCAGCGGCAAGAAGUACUUCCAGUUCCUAGAUUGGGAAUUUGCUCUCGGCGGAAGCUUCCCCAAGCGAGUUUACGGCGAGAUUCUUCUCAUAAUAGAGCGUUUGGGCGGCUACAUGACUUUAACAGGGUAUGCGUCUCGCUCACUUAACCGCUCUCCUGGCCCGUCUCCCUGGUGGACUGCCGACCAGACCGGAACAGUCGAGAGCUGUGUCGCUCUGGAUGGCAUCGCUACCAGGCUGAUCAUCCUACAUUCUGCAUUGGUUGGCAGCCACGCCUUGCCACCGCAGCUUAGGAAGUUUGAAAUCCCGGACCUGAGGGACUUCCUGCGCAAGGAGAUACCCUCUGACGAAGGAUUUGCCGCGGCAGCCCUUAUUCGCAGCGUCAACUGGUAUAUGACUCGGGAUCUAAAUCGGCUCACGCAGCUGGUGGAGGAGCUCGUAGGGGAGCUUGACUUUUCCGUUACUGUUGACCCGGAGACAUUAACAUCUUCAAAUGCCGGUUGAUAUGGCGGACUUGCUUACUAUGACAUUAGGCUUCUUCAUUCUAGAUCAGCGCAAAAAUUCAACUUUGAAGAAGCCGUCUGGCCAUG